Lecanosticta acicola is the source of this 694-nucleotide messenger RNA. The record is from the annotation of a GenBank genome assembly. NCBI's taxonomy places the organism in Eukaryota, Fungi, Ascomycota, Dothideomycetes, Mycosphaerellales, Mycosphaerellaceae.
AUGCCGCGCCGAAGACGUCCUCCUCGACCAGGAGCUCUGGCGGAUCUCGCUCCUUUGCGCAUCCUCACCCAGAUGUUCCUGCUGCAGAUGUUCUACUAUGGCGUCGCCGUCGUCCUCAUCAUCUUCACCACAUUCGUCGCUGGGAAACAUCCUGAGCCGGGCAUGUUCUUCGACUGGAGAAAUGUAAGGGGAGAUGUCACAACCGGUUGGACAUUAGGCUUGUGUUGGAUGCUGGAUAGCUUGAUCACGUAAGAUCUCUCCAGAAGAGGAAUAUGGAAGGGUACUGGAGGUAAGGCUGACGGUGGUGCAUAGAGUGAUACCAAUUCUUCUUCUGAUUGCGCGAAGCAAACUGGUACCGGACUUCGCCCUAACAAUCCACUUCAUCAACCUCAUCGUUACGUCCCUCUACACCCACGCGAUACCCAACACUGCUGCCUGGUGGAUACUACAGAUCUUGUCUGCUGGCCUCAUGAUCUCACUUGGAAUGUGGGCGUGUCAAUGGCGAGAGCUACGGCCCAUGAUUUUCGGGGGAGGAUCGAAACAGCAAGGAACUUCACCUUCAGCCCAAGAUGGACACUCGCCGGAGACAGGUGAAGAAGCCGGGUUUACGAUGGGAAGUGCUCGAGGUGGACCAGGAAGAGACGGUGCAGGAACGUAUGAGAUGGUGGGUAUGGCACCAAGAGAAGAAGGUUGA